This is a messenger RNA of Anthonomus grandis grandis, 961 nucleotides long. It is a transcript of the gene p24-1, whose product is annotated as transmembrane emp24 domain-containing protein 7. The record is from RefSeq and is a predicted model, not a curated record. Lineage: Eukaryota; Metazoa; Arthropoda; Insecta; Coleoptera; Curculionidae. Bases 142 to 765 code for a protein of 207 amino acids. Gene Ontology annotation, biological process: endoplasmic reticulum to Golgi vesicle-mediated transport; Golgi organization; intracellular protein transport. The transcript is spliced from 3 exons. Gene Ontology annotation, cellular component: Golgi apparatus; endoplasmic reticulum; COPII-coated ER to Golgi transport vesicle.
ACAUCAUCAAUUUGAGGUUAGAGAUCUUAAGGAUACGUCAGGGCUAUUAAACAAAUAAUAAUUUUUUUUAAAAUAUUCCUGCAUACUCCUGUGAUGCUUUUGUCGGUUUAAUAGAAAGCUGCGCCUUAGCCCUAACUGAAAAUGUACUUUUUCACCUUAACACUCCUUUUAUUCUGCUCGAAUUUCCAUAAAAUCGCAGGCACUGAACUCACUUUUGAACUCCCUGAUAACGGGAAAGAGUGUUUUUAUGAAGAAAUUAAGGCCAACACCUCGGCCACUUUGGAGUUCCAAGUGGUAACUGGAGGCCAAUACGAUGUAGACGUGACUCUAUUAGACCCCAGGAAGAAUGUGAUAUACCAGCAAAUCAAGAUGCAAUUCGACUCGCACACCUUCACCGCUGCCAGCACUGGGGUGUAUGCGGCCUGUUUCAGCAACGAAUUCUCCACCUUUUCGCACAAAUUGGUUUAUAUGGACUUCCAAGUUGGAGAGGAGGAACCCCUGCCGGGUAUUGGAGAACAUGUGACAGCAUUAACACAGAUGGAGACAGCCGCUGUAGAUAUUCACAAAUACCUGAACCUGAUAGUGGAUCUGCAGACUCAUCACAGGCUCAGGGAGGCCCAGGGCCAAAAAAGGGCAGAGGACCUGAACGAAACUGUGCUAAAAUGGGCCAUUUUCGAGAGCGUUUGCAUUAUUCUGAUCGGAGUCAGCCAAACCUGGAUGCUGAGGAGCUUUUUCUCAGACAAAAGGCCCGUAACGGGUCACUAACUUAGUUUCAAGUUGUAUAUAGACAUUUUUUAGUAAUAAAUUCAAAGGCCAGAGUUUUGUGAUAGUGGUUUUGUCGUUACGUUAGAGUUUCAGGUAACGUUUUUGGUGCGGUGGAGUUUUGUGUGCGAGCUAUGUUGACUUUUUGAUGAUACUUUGCUGUCCAAAGAUCUUAAUUCAAUAAAGUAAAUUAAAGAAA